Molecule: messenger RNA, 4324 nt
Organism: Micropterus salmoides (largemouth bass)
Lineage: Eukaryota; Metazoa; Chordata; Actinopteri; Centrarchiformes; Centrarchidae
Exons: 8
Coding region: 961-2535 (524 amino acids)
Source: RefSeq, a predicted model, not a curated record
GGCCUGAUCAGCCACUAUAUAAGUCUCAGUCUUGUUAGGUCUGUUUAGUUCAGCUUAUUUUAAGGUUAUGUUACCUGAGUUAAGUUCUGUUUAGUUGACCUCUUUUAUGGCGCAAGAAUUUUUCUUUCUGACUCCUCAUGCCUGACAGCUUGGUCCCUCACAAAUGGCAUAAAUCUCUGUCAACUGUUUGUGUCUCUGACAUUAAAAUGUUUUCUUGAACAGAAAAAGCUUGUGUUUCCUGACGGCUUCAGUCAUUUAGAGAUUGAUAAAGAAGUUUAGUUCUUGUGCAGAUAAUCAACAGGACUGAAGGUUCAGCUUUCUGUCUGUCAGUCUGAGACAGAAACUGGACCAACAGCUCUGACAAACAUGAGGAAGCUGAAGCUCCUCCUCUUUCCUCAGAAGAGAUCUGUGGUGAUCUGGACUCAUUCCAGAGAGCUGCUUUAACAAAGUCUGAACCUGAACUCUGAGCUGACAAACUCACAGUUUCACUUCACAACAGCUGAUCACAAUCACUUCAUCCACUCUGAGGAUUAAAGUGAAAAACCAUCAUCAGUGGACGGAGAGACAGAGUCUGGCCCAGCUGCCUUCUGUCUCCUGAACAGUCUGUGAACGUCCCCCUCCAGGAUGGACAGAGGUGUCCAGGUGGUGGGUGAGGAGGAGGGGCCUAACAGCAGCAUGCUAGCUGCUAGCAGGUGUGUUAGCAGUUAGCUCAGCAGCCACACCUGUCUGUCACAAUAAUGUUUGUGUGAAAGCUGCUCAGCCAGUUUCUUCACAUUCCAACAGCUGCUUCAGUGGAAACAGUUUAAAGUGAAACUCCAGUUUUCUCCUCACAGAGUCAGCAGAUUAUCAGGAGGAGGAAAGGGACAGCUGGCUGUGAACUGAUGUCCUCACUGUGUUUCUGAAGACUUCCUUUAGUGAGAAGCAGAUUAACUUUGUGCUUGUUGUAGUUUCUACAGGAAGAUGAAGAUGUUUGUGGUGUUUGUGAUCCUCGUGCACGUUUCCCACCAUGCCUUAGCUGUGGAGCUGUUUGAGGGGGAGGAGUUUGUCCUGCUGCCCUGUGGGUAUCAGACUUUUGACAUGGACAACCCCACAGUGGUGUGGAGCCGCUACGAUCUCAAUCCUCCAACCGUCCACCAGCGUCAGCAGGAAGGUGAUGAACUUAAAGACCAAAACCAGCUUUACAGCGGCCGAACAUCCAUGAUGACUGACGCUCUGGAAACUGGAGACCUCAGCCUCACUCUGACGAAACUCCAGCUCUCUGACAACGGCAGUUACACCUGCACCGUCAGAGAGUUAGGAGGACAAAAGAGACAACGGAGAGUGAGAAACAUACAGUUGAAGGUCAAAGUUUCCCAGCAUGCCUUAUCUGUGGAGCUGUAUGAGGGGGAGGAGUUUGUCCUGCUGCCCUGUGAGUAUCACACCUUUGACCUGAAAGACCCCACAGUGGUGUGGAUCCGCUACGAUCUCAAUCCUCCAACCGUCCACCAGCGUCAGCAGGAAGGUGAUGAACUUAAAGACCAAAACCAGCUUUACAGCGGCCGAACAUCCAUGAUGACUGACGCUCUGGAAACUGGAGACCUCAGCCUCAACCUGACAAAACUCCAGCUCUCUGACAGCGGCAGCUACACCUGCACCGUCAGAUGGUUAGGACGACAACGGAGAGUGAGAGAGAUACAGCUGCAGGUCAAAGAACGAUUUCCAUCCUGGGCCAAAGUUCUCCUGGUUCUCCUGGUUCUCCUGGUUGUUGGUCUUGUUGCUGGGGGUCUUCUGGUACAUUUCCGGCACUAUUUCAUGUCAGUCUACAAGGUGGAGGUGGAUUCAGAGGUGGAGUCUGUCCUGCUGCCCUGCAAAACCACAGCUCACCUGCCUGAAGGCGUCACAGUGGAGUGGAGGGACAGAUACAACCUGAAGGUCCACGUAUAUGAGAACGGCUCUGACCAGCCUGAAGAACAGCACAGUUUUUACAGAGACCGAACAGAGAUGAAGAGAAACCUGCAGAGACCUGGAGACCUCAGUCUGACCCUGAAAUACCCCACAGACAAAGACAGAGACACCUACACCUGCACCGUCUACAGCAGGGAGGGAGACAUCCUGAUGAAGAAACAAGUGAAGCUCAAGGUCAAAGUCUGUCAGGUGGAGGUGGAUUCAGGGGUGGAGUCUGUCCUGCUGCCCUGCAAGACCACAGCUCACCUGCCUGAAGGCGUCACAGUGGAGUGGAGGGACAGAUACAACCUGAAGGUCCACGUAUAUGAGAACGGCUCUGACCAGCCUGAAGAACAGCACAGUUUUUACAGAGACCGAACAGAGAUGAAGAGAAACCUGCAGAGACCUGGAGACCUCAUUCUGACCCUGAAAUACCCCACAGAUGAAGACAGAGACACCUACACCUGCACAGUCUACAGCAGGGAGAGAGACAUCCUGAUGGAGAAACAAGUGGAGCUCAAGGUCAAAGUCUGUCAGGUGGAGGUGGAGGAGGGGGCGGAGUCUGUCCUGCUGCCCUUCAAGACCACAGACAACCUGCCUGAGGAUGUCUGAGUGAGGUGGAUCCACUAUGAUCCCUAUGAGACGGUCCAUGUGAAUGAGAACGGUUCUGACCAGCCUGACAAACAGGACCAGGUUUACAGAGACCGAACAGAGAUGAAGGAAGACCUGCUGAGAACUGGAGACCUCAGUCUGACCCUGAAAUCCCCCACAGACAGAGACGGAGGAACAUACAGGUGCAAAGUCUACGACAUGAACGGAACAUCCUGAGAGUGAAAUCAGUUGUUCUCAGGGUCAAAGAGAGAAGCAGGAACAGAAGCAGCUCCACUGAUCCAACUCCUCUGAUGGCCGAUCAAUCUGUUUGAUCUUUGAUCAUUGAUCCGAUCUGACUCUGGAUCAGAGAGAAAAUGGAGGUGAAGCAGCUGAUGGAGGACGGAUGAAGACAGGAGGACGCUUUGUCAGCUUCUUCUUCACUCUGACUCCUCCUACUGACUCUCACACACAGUCUACACACUCACUAUUGAUUCCUGCUGAUCAGUGAUGUCAGAGUGAGGUCAGCGUGAUGUCACAUGGCUUGAACGGGCGUGUUUCCUGUGAACCUCCCAGCGGCUGGAUAACAGCUGCGGCUCUCUGGAUAUUUGUGGCUCGUUCUAAUGCGUGCAGUCAAACAAACUUUAUUUCUACAGACACAGAGAAGUCAGCAGCUGCAGGAAAUCAGAACCACUGACAGGAAGUUAAGAGUCAAGUUAAACCACAUGUCAGAACUUUCUACAGCAGCAGGAUUUAGAAGAUGCUGGAAGCUGCUGUCUUUAGAUUUUGGACCCGUCACAAUUUGUCACAUUUUCUGAAGCCACAACAAAUCUUGUUGAAAGGAAACAGUUGAUUGAAGGUCCAGUUUCAAACGAAGAGUCAAAGCUUCUCUUUGUGUCGACUCCUUUAAUGAGAACAUUGAAAAGGACUCGAGUCCAAGUCUCAAGUGUCCAGCUCAGAUUAUUCCAGCACCAACCCUGGCAGGAUGCAAGUUAAACAGAAAGCAACACAUUUAGUGACAGAACAGAAAGCAGCCAGCUGUUAAAAUGGACUCAGAGAAUGAAGACACAAUAAGAUUUGAUUCAGUCAGACUUUCACAAGAACAAAGGUUUGUUCAGCCUGAACACAAAUGUGGUCUGUAGUGUUUUUGUAGUCCCUGUUUAUUCAGCGCCUCUUCCUCCUCACUACACACUGGAUCAAAGCACAGCAGUUAAACCCAGAGGCCUCCAGUGGACCUGGUUCAGGCCUCUGAAACAUCUGGACUCUGUGAUCUUUGUCUUCCAGCGUUGACAUUUGGAGCAGGUAUAAACAGACGUCACGUGAUCUAGUUUGUUUGAAGCGUACCGAGUCCUUCAGACGUUGAUCUCAGAACUCAGCAGAAACUCCACUUCUUUAGUCUCUUUCCUCCAGGUUCUGGUUUUUCUCGUCUCUCUGUUCAUUCCUCAAAGAUAAAGCUGGAUUUUUCAUUGAAGCUGAAACAUUUCAGUAAAUAUGCCAGAUUUAGCCAGAAGGCUGUUUUUCAUCUGUAGUCAGUACAAGUCAACACAAAACAGACAACAUAGUAAAACCAACCCAGGGACCAGUAGACUCCAGCACAAUAUACUAGCAGUCAUUAUGUUCCAGUACACAGGUCAUGAACUGUUACCAGAGGAAAUCAGAAGCUUACAGUAAUCUGUUGGACUCAAAGAUGUUAUGUUAUUAAAGUGCUGUUUAUGCACUCAGAUCUAAUUCAAUAAUCUGGUUUCCUGCAGUGGUUUGAAGCCAAAAUAAACAUUUUGCUGUGAUUUCAUUUCAAUAAACUGAUCAAAAUGAU